UACUCUCUUCUCAGUACACGUUUCCUCAUCUUUUCCCCAACUGAGCUGGCAUCCCAGGAGGGCAGGGGCUGGGUGUCUGAGAGGCACUGGCCCCAGUCCUGGCCUACCUAGCCUGGGAUCAUAUGACCCCACCAACACACACACAAUAGUGGGGCCUGCAGGACAGCAAGAAUCAUCCAGCCUGGGUCCACGAAGCAUUAGGUGUGGGAACUCGGAAAGUCCGCCCUGCGUCACAUGACUCUCCUCACUUGAGGCAGGACAACUUUGUGCCCAAGAUACACAACCCAGAAAUCAUCAGUCCAGAGUUUAAUAAUUUGGUCGCAUAAAACUGUGUAACUACUUGACAGCCAAAACCGGCCAGCCUAGUCUUUUGAGACAAGAGAUGGGAAUUCCACAGUGGUCCAGUGGUUAAGACUCCAUGCUUCCACUCCAGGGGGCGGGCUCGGUUCAAUUCUUGGUCUGGAAAUUAAGAUCUGGCAUGCCAUGCUAUGCAGCCAAAAAAGGAGAGAGAUCCCUUUCUUCCACAGCCACUAAGGUGCUCGGUCCUUCUGAGGAAGCCAAGGCCAUUUUGGGGUGAGGCCCUCACAUCAUCUGGAGACUGGCACUGAGCCAGCAGCCCCACCGAGCACUCGCCCGCACCAUGGCCUCUGUCUCGGAGCUUCCUUGCACCUACUCGGCCCUCAUUCUGCCCAGUGAGGUGAUGGUCACAGAGGAUAAGAUCAGUGCCCUCGUUAAAGCAGCUGGUGUAAAUGUUGACAGUUUCUGGCCAGGCUUGUUUGUAAAGGCUUUGGCCAGUGUCAGCAUCAGCAGCUUCACCUGCCAUGUGGGGGCUGGUGGACCUGUCCCGACAGCUGGAGCUGCACCACCAGAAGGUCCUGCCCCCUCCACCACUGCUGCCCAGUCUGAGGAGAAGAAAGUAGAAACAAAGAAAAAAGAAUCUGAAGACCCUGAUGAUGACAUGAGCUUUGCUCUUUUUGACUAAACCUCUGUAGUAACUUCCCUGGUGGCUCAGAUGGUAAAGCAUCUGCCUACAAUGUGAGAGACCCGACCUCGAUCCAUGGGUCGGGAAGAUCCCCUAGAGAAGGUAAUGGCAACCCUCUCCAGUACUCUUGCCUGGAAAAUCCCAUGGAUGGAAGAUCCUGGUAGGCCACAGUCCGUGGGUUCGCAAAGAGUUGGACACAAUUGAGCGACUUCACUCACUUUAGUAACACAUUCAAUAAAAAGCUGAGCUCUUUAAAGAGAGAGAGACUGAGAGAAAAUCUCUGCAACAUGUGGAACACAGGGCUAACUAAGCCCUGCUAUAUGCUGAUCAGGGUCUUUUGGGGAGGCAGCUGCUUAGUAUCAGUGAACAUGUAAAUGCCCAUAGGUUUUGAACUGGCAGUUCCACUUAAAGAUAAUUAUCUUAGGAGAUUUACACAUCUUCAGAGCUGCUAACAAACAAAAAGAAUGAGCAUACUAACACAUAUAUAUGGAAUUUAGAAAGAUGGUAACGAUAACCCUAUAUGCAAAACA
Messenger RNA from Dama dama (fallow deer), 1512 nucleotides. RefSeq names its product large ribosomal subunit protein P1-like. The coding region runs from base 641 to 982 and encodes 113 amino acids. The transcript has a single exon. Gene Ontology annotation, biological process: translational elongation; cytoplasmic translation. Gene Ontology annotation, cellular component: ribosome; cytosolic large ribosomal subunit. Lineage: Eukaryota; Metazoa; Chordata; Mammalia; Artiodactyla; Cervidae. Gene Ontology annotation, molecular function: protein kinase activator activity; ribonucleoprotein complex binding; structural constituent of ribosome. The record is from RefSeq and is a predicted model, not a curated record.